AUGGUAUAUGAUUGCGAUUCGUUAUUCGAUCAGAAGCAACAUCAAGAAUUUCACAAUCGUUUUCUAUCAACCAAAUGGUUUCGUGUGCAAAGCUCACAGCUAAAUGUUUGGAAACGGGCUGCUUUUUGCAUUGUUGAACAAUUCGAAGGGAAUUAUAGUCACAUAUUUUGCAUUACGCAAACAUCGAAAUGUACAUUGAAAACACGUGUUGAUAAGAUUAUUUUGGAAUGCAUCAAUAAAGAAUUAGGCUAUACACCAGAUUUAGCGCAAGUUUGGACAUCGGAUGGUAGAAGACAAGCUUGGGUAUACGUUACAGCUUCAGACAAAUAUUACUUUAUUGGUGCUGUAGCACUGGUUGAAAAGAUUUCCAGGAAACAACUGCAGUAUGCAGAAGAAAACAGUGCAGCAAAUAAUGAUAUAAUCCCAACAAGCAACAAUGUAUACAUGGGUGUUAAUCGAAUCUGGGUACAUCAAACUUUAAGACGUAGAGGCAUUGCAGCACUUUUGUUGGAUCAUGCACGAUCGUAUUUCGUCAGUUCUGAUUCUGUGCCACGUGAAAUGAUUGCAUUUAGUAGUCUAACAGAUAGUGGUUUAGCGUUUGCUAGAAAUUAUAUUUCUGGAGGAAAAGUCCUUCUUUACAAUUUGAAUCCUGAGACUUGUCACUAA
Messenger RNA from Brugia malayi, 666 nucleotides. RefSeq lists its product as uncharacterized. Lineage: Eukaryota; Metazoa; Nematoda; Chromadorea; Rhabditida; Onchocercidae. Gene Ontology annotation, biological process: mitotic sister chromatid cohesion. Bases 1 to 666 code for a protein of 221 amino acids. The transcript has 4 exons. The record is from RefSeq and is a predicted model, not a curated record. Gene Ontology annotation, cellular component: chromatin; nucleus. Gene Ontology annotation, molecular function: protein-lysine-acetyltransferase activity.